This is a messenger RNA of Urocitellus parryii (Arctic ground squirrel), 591 nucleotides long. It is a transcript of the gene Grem1, whose product is annotated as gremlin 1, DAN family BMP antagonist. Gene Ontology annotation, molecular function: receptor ligand activity; BMP binding. The record is from RefSeq and is a predicted model, not a curated record. Gene Ontology annotation, biological process: animal organ morphogenesis. NCBI's taxonomy places the organism in Eukaryota, Metazoa, Chordata, Mammalia, Rodentia, Sciuridae.
UAUGAGCCGCACCGCCUACACUGUGGGAGCUUUGCUUCUCCUGUUGGGGACCCUGAUGCCGGCUGCAGAAGGAAAAAAGAAAGGGUCCCAAGGUGCCAUUCCCCCGCCAGACAAGGCUCAGCACAAUGACUCGGAGCAGACUCAGUCGCCCCAGCAGCCUGGCUCCAGGAACCGGGGGCGGGGCCAGGGGCGGGGCACUGCCAUGCCGGGGGAGGAGGUGCUGGAGUCCAGCCAAGAGGCCCUCCACGUGACCGAGCGCAAAUACCUAAAGCGAGACUGGUGCAAAACCCAGCCGCUUAAGCAAACCAUCCACGAGGAGGGCUGCAACAGCCGCACUAUCAUCAAUCGCUUCUGCUAUGGCCAGUGCAACUCCUUCUACAUCCCCAGGCACAUCCGGAAGGAGGAAGGCUCCUUUCAGUCCUGCUCCUUCUGCAAGCCCAAGAAAUUCACCAGCAUGAUGGUCACACUCAACUGCCCCGAACUACAGCCACCCACCAAGAAGAAGAGGGUCACACGUGUGAAGCAGUGUCGUUGCAUAUCCAUCGAUUUGGAUUAAGUCACACACUCAGCCUGUCCUAGGGAUGCAGCCCC